Messenger RNA from Caenorhabditis elegans, 111 nucleotides. RefSeq lists its product as uncharacterized. The record is from RefSeq and is marked reviewed. The coding region runs from base 1 to 111 and encodes 36 amino acids. The transcript has a single exon. NCBI's taxonomy places the organism in Eukaryota, Metazoa, Nematoda, Chromadorea, Rhabditida, Rhabditidae.
AUGCAAAAACACUUUGAUUGUGUGCUAAAGCAUUUAUUGAGUCGUUGCUGUGCCAGACGACGAGAGUCUUCCUUUCGUCCGGCGCCAGCAGGCAAGGUCUUUCUCGACUGA